AUGGGAACUACAACCCUUGUAGGUGGCGUCGCCACAACGUCUGCCGUGGCGGUUGUUAUUUCUUUGGUGAGUGUGACCUACAUCGUCAAUGACAUUAAUACCUUCUACGAGGACGCUCUUCUGGAACUGGAUAAUUUUAAGGACAUCGCCAACUCUGCAUGGCAUAAGAUGCGCACUGCUCCGGAAGUGGCUCGAGAGAAGAGAGCAGUACUCAUUAGGAGACGUAACGCUGGUGGUUCUGCCUGCAACUGCGGUCAUCAAGCUAAUAGCUGUCCCGCAGGACCACCCGGACCUCCAGGAGAAGCGGGACAGCCUGGAGAUGAUGGUGAGGCAGGAGCGCUAGGACAGCCAGGACGUGACGGUAGUUCAGAAGGCGGCAAUGGAUCGAACGGCAGUUGUAUCCAGUGCCCUGCUGGUCCACCAGGACCACCGGGACCCGAUGGAGAUGCUGGACCUGCUGGACCCGAUGGAAACCCAGGAGCACCAGGAGCCGCAUCUGGGCCUGGACCAGCCGGACCCCAAGGACCACCUGGAGAUGCCGGACAACCCGGAGCACCUGGGGAGGCUGGAGCACCUGGAGAAGUGGGAGCACCUGGAACUAGUGGUAAAGGACUUCCUGGACCAGCCGGACCUGCUGGAUCAAUUGGUGCACCUGGACAGCCUGGAGCGGAUGGAGAUGCUGCAGGUGCCGGAAAUCCUGGUCCACCCGGUCCUUCUGGACCUGCAGGUAGUCCCGGACAAUCUGGUACCGACGGAGCACUAGGAGAUCCUGGAGCUGAUGGAACACCCGGCAGCGAUGGAGAAUACUGUCCAUGUCCAACGAGAAGUAGCGCUCCAAUGGAUGCUCCAAGCUCUGCAAACUAUGAAAACGCUGCUCUUGCUGAUAAUCCCGAACCAGCGGAAAUUGGAAAGGACGACAAUGACAGCAACAGUGGCAGCGACAGUAUUAGUGGCAGCGACAGUAGUAGUGACGAAGGUGAGGACGAAAAAUCGAGGAAAGCUCUUCAUCGUGUUGCUGCGACAAGGCGUUUGGCCGCAAAGAAGGUCGUCAGGAAGGUUGCACGGAAUGCUGCCAAAAAGGUCGUUCGAAAAGCUUAG
Molecule: messenger RNA, 1098 nt
Organism: Necator americanus (New World hookworm)
Lineage: Eukaryota; Metazoa; Nematoda; Chromadorea; Rhabditida; Ancylostomatidae
Exons: 2
Coding region: 1-1098 (365 amino acids)
Molecular function (GO): structural constituent of cuticle
Source: RefSeq, a predicted model, not a curated record